UACAACAUCAAGGUGGGAUUAGAUUUUUUUAAGAUCACACGUUUUAGGAAGAUUAAAGAAAUUAGAAAAUUAUGUUAUGAAAACGUCUAACAUUCUAAAAUCCAAAUGAAAGACAAACUGACGACUGUAAUUCAGCUGGAUGGUGGUGAGUCAACUCAACAACUCAUUUAAAAAACAAUACCUAACAAAACCACUUCCGUUCUUUUCAUCAUUUCCCUAUCUCAACACAUAAAAAUCAAUCUGUUUUUUCCAGGAAUCUACCUUUGACUCUCUUUUUUGAAUUGAUCAAUAUUGUUCACAUCUGAAGUUCAAUUACCCAUAUCCAAAAAUUAUUCAUUGUACCCCAAUUUAGAUUCUUUUCAUUUUUAACUGUCUGGGUUUUUAUGUUCUGACUCUGGAAUUUAGGGUUCAUUCAUAAGUAGAAAACCCCAAGUCAAUUUAUCACAAAAUACAUCAACAAGAUCAUUUCUUUUUGAUCUUUAAGGUUUGAAAAUGGGGUGCUGUGCAAGCAAAAGUAAGGUUACACAAGGGAAACUUAAUGGGCAUCGAUCAAAUGAUAUGAACAUUCAUGCUAGAAAUUUGCAGCAACAUCAACAACAAAGAGAUCAGCAAAUUCAUAAUCAUCAUCAUCAUCAACAACAAAGGCAGCAAAUUGUUGUUCAGCAACAAAAGCCAAAUACCCAUCAAGAACAAAGGUCUAAUCAACCUCAAUCUCAACCUCAAAAUGUGAAUUCACAAGUAAAACCCAUUAUAAUAGACCCAAAACCUAGACUAGCAAUUGCUGCACCACCACCAGAUACUAUACUGGGUAAACCAUUUGAAGAUAUAAGGUCACACUAUAGACUUGGGAAAGAAUUGGGUAGAGGUCAAUUUGGGAUUACUUAUUUGUGUAUUGAGAAUUCAACUGGUCAAUCUUAUGCUUGUAAAUCAAUUUUGAAAAGGAAAUUGGUGACUAGAAGUGAUAAAGAGGAUAUUAAGAGAGAAAUUCAGAUAUUGCAACAUUUAUCAGGGCAGCCUAAUAUUGUAGAAUUUAAAGGGGUUUAUGAGGAUAGACAGUCUGUUCAUGUGGUUAUGGAACUUUGUGCUGGUGGGGAAUUGUUUGAUAGGAUUAUUGCUGAAGGGCAUUACUCAGAAAGAGCAGCUGCAUCUAUUUGUAGGCAGAUUGUUAAGGUUGUUCAGAUUUGUAACUUUAUGGGCGUAUUGCAUCGCGAUCUUAAGCCGGAAAAUUUCUUGUUGGCUAGCAAGGAUGAUGGAGCUAUGCUCAAAGCUACUGAUUUUGGCUUGUCUGUUUUUAUAGAAGAAGGGAAGAAGUAUCGUGAUGUAGUGGGCAGUGCUUACUAUGUUGCUCCUGAAGUACUCAGGCGAAAUUAUGGGAAGGAAAUUGAUAUAUGGAGUGCAGGAAUUAUGUUGUAUAUUCUACUUAGUGGUGUCCCUCCCUUUUGGGCUGAAAGUGAGAGAGGCAUAUUUAACGCCAUACUGAAAGGGGAAAUUGACUUUGAAAGUAACCCAUGGCCAACUAUAUCAAAGUGUGCAAAGGAUCUUGUCAAGAAAAUGUUGAACCCGGAUCCGAAAAAGAGAAUUACCCCUGCAGAAGUUCUGGAGCAUCCGUGGAUGAGAGAAGGCGGAAAUGCAUCUGACAAGCCGAUAGAUAGUGCAGUGCUCUCUAGAAUGAAGCAGUUUAGGGCAAUGAAUAAGCUGAAGAAGCUAGCUUUGAAGGUCAUAGCGCAAAAUAUGUCUGAAGAGGAAAUUAAAGGUUUCAAAGCUAUGUUUGCUAACAUGGACACAGACAAGAAUGGUUCAAUAACCUACGAUGAGCUAAAAAAAGGAUUAGCUGAGCUUGGUUCAAAGCUUACUGAGAACGAAGUCAAGCAACUUAUGGAAGCUGCUGAUGUUGAUGGAGAUGGAUCAAUUGAUUACACAGAAUUUAUUACUGCAACAAUGAACAGACACAGACUGGAAACCGAUGAAAAUCUGUCGAAAGCGUUUCGAUAUUUUGAUAAGGAUAAUAGCGGCUACAUUACCACAGAUGAACUGGAAAGUGCCAUGAUGGAAUAUGGAAUCGCUGAUGAAAGUAGCAUCAAGGAAAUUCUCUCGGAAGUUGAUACUGAUAACGACGGACGAAUCAACUAUGAAGAAUUUUGUGCUAUGAUGAGAAGUGGUACAACCCAACAAGUAAAACUAUUCUAGCGCGUUUCAUGAAUAUAGGAAGGUUUUGUACAGUAAAACCGGUGAGUUUACUGAUGAUUAAAAUUAUUUUCGACAGAAGCUUCAAGAACCUUGUGUAUUUAUCUGUGAAAAUCUACUCUGCACUUGUGUAUAUGUAUUUAUAGAUUUUUAUUUUUACAUAGGUUUUUUUCCUUUUGUAUUUCUGCUUUAAGCAGAGUGAUUUUGCUCAUAUUGAAAUGAGAAGAUUUACUGUUACCUAAACAAUGCAGAAUCGGGUGAAGCUGUUAUGUGUUUUGGGAUCGGAUUUAAUAAGAAAACAAAGAGGAACUUGUAUAUUGUUUCUUGUAUCAUUGUAAUUUCACUAUAUCCAACCCCCCUCUCGAACGAUACAAGAGCCUACGAUGUUGCUUAUCGAGCCAUUGCUUCUGUAUUCCUUUCUUUGUAUCGGGAGUAGCUCUUAUUCUAGAGAGUGGGAUUUCACCAAAGUAUCCGAAUGGCAAACUAAUAAAGAAUCGUAA
Molecule: messenger RNA, 2684 nt
Organism: Amaranthus tricolor (Joseph's coat)
Lineage: Eukaryota; Viridiplantae; Streptophyta; Magnoliopsida; Caryophyllales; Amaranthaceae
Product: calcium-dependent protein kinase 2-like
Exons: 8
Coding region: 493-2187 (564 amino acids)
Biological process (GO): intracellular signal transduction; peptidyl-serine phosphorylation; protein autophosphorylation
Cellular component (GO): cytoplasm; nucleus
Molecular function (GO): ATP binding; calcium/calmodulin-dependent protein kinase activity; calcium-dependent protein serine/threonine kinase activity
Source: RefSeq, a predicted model, not a curated record